CCAGAGCAUCCCAAGCCAUUCACCAUGCCCAUCCUCGCCUACGUGCUACUACCCUUCUUCUCCUUGCUCUGUAGGUCGGCUCUGCCUCUGCCCCUUCACCCGGCGCAGCCCACAUCCCAGCCCCAGCAUGUGUACAUCGUCCACACCAUCGGUGUGCAGCCCUACCACACCCUGCUCCCAGUCGCAGCUAGCAACAGAGUGAUCCACGAGUACUCCACUGUCCUGACCGGCUUCGCCUGCCGGCUGACCGCCGAGGAGGCCCGCCACAUGUCCGGCCUCCCCGGCGUCAGAGCCGUCUACCAGAGCAGGGUCUUGCACACGCAGACCACAAGGUCCCCUGCUUUCCUCGGCCUCCAGGAGGAGUCCGGCGCCUGGCCGGAGUCGGACUUCGGCGACGGCGUGAUAAUCGGCUUCAUCGACACCGGCAUCACGCCGGCCCACCCCAGCUUCCACGACGCCGGCCUGGGCCCCGUCCGCUCGUCCUGGAAAGGGAGGUGCGUGCAAGGCGACGGCUUCGACGACAGCUCCUGCAACAACAAGGUCGUCGGCGCCAGAGCCUUCCUCGACGAGCUGGUCGACGGCGAGCGCGACUUCACGCCCGUCGACCGUGUCGGCCACGGCACCCACGUCGCCGCCACGGCCGCUGGCUCACCGGUGCGUGGCGCAAACCUCCUGAACUUUUCGCGCGGCGACGCGACGGGCACCGCACCUAAAGCCAAGAUCGCCAUUUAUAAGGUCUGCUACCGCUAUGUCGGGGGCUGCCCGGACUGGGCCAUCGUGGCGGCCGUCGACGCCGCGGUGAGCGACGGCGUGGACAUCAUCUCCAUGUCCCUCGGUGCGGCCUCGACGCCCUUCUACGACGACGCGUUGGUGGUCGCCACGUUCGGCGCGGUCCGGGCGGGCGUGUUCGUGGUCCUGGCGGCGGGCAACAGCGGGCCGAACGCGUCCACGGUGUCCAACGCCGCGCCGUGGAUGACCACGGUGGGCGCGGCCACCCUGGACCGCGUCUUCCCGGCGACGCUCAAGCUGGGCAGCGGCGUUCAGCUCACCGGGCAGUCCCUUUACAACAUCAAAUCGCAAGGCAGCACUCAGGUCCUGCUUGUCAGCAGCACUUGCACGCCCAAAGAUCUGACGCCCGACCGGGUCAUGGGCAAGGUGGUGGUGUGCUCCAGCAUGGCCGGAGCGGGAGCCUAUACCGGCAGGUACGUCCAGCGAGCCGGGGGCGCCGGCAUGGUCACCACGGAGGCCGUCGAGCGACGGGGAGAGGCGGUGAUGGCGGAGCUGUUCGGCCUGCCCGGGCUCGCGCUCAGCUACACCGCCGGGAAGACGCUGGAGAGCUACAUCUCGUCCACAGCGUACCCCGUCGCCUCCUUCAUCUUCAGGUGCGACACAGUGACCGGGUCCGGCGCGAGCCGUGCACCUUUGGUGGCCGGGUUCUCCUCCCGCGGCCCCAGCCAAUUCAACCCAGAGAUCAUCAAGCCGGACGUCAUCGCGCCCGGCGUCAAUAUCCUGGCGGCGUGGAACCAGAAGCCGGAGGAGGGAACGGAGGAGGAUUACUACCUUAACAUUAUCUCGGGCACGUCGAUGGCGUGCCCGCACGUCGCCGGCGUGGCGGCGCUUAUCAAGAAGCAGCACGGUGAUUGGACUCCGGCCAUGAUCCGCUCGUCUUUGAUGACCACUGCGACGAUGCUGGACAACCGGAAUCAGCCGAUCGUUGACAGCGGCAACAACGUGGAGGCGACGCCCCUGGUGGCCGGUGCAGGGAUGGUCGUCCCGACGCUCCCCAUGGACCCGGGCCUGGUGUACGACGCCGGCGCUCAGGACUACAUCGACUUCCUCUGCAGCGUCGGCUACACGGCGGCGCAAAUCCGGCGUUUCGAGCCCGGGUUUGUCAAGUGCACCAGCACGGCGGCGACUCCGGGAGGCGCGGCCAACCUUAACUACCCGUCGAUGGUGGUCAUGUUCGACGGUGGCGUCGUCAUGCGCAGGGUCCGUAGGACGCUGACGGCGGUGUCGCAGCAGGAGGAACUCUACGAGGUGACCGUGACCGCGCCAGACGGGGUCGCGGUCACCGUCACGCCCACGCAGCUCCACUUCAGCCAGUACAUGGAGAAGAAGACGUACAUCGUGGACUUCAAGCUCAAUACUGAGGCGGUGAAGCCGGCGGGGACAUGGGAGUUCGCCGAGAUCGCGUGGAAGAGCAAGCACCACCACGUCCGGAGCCCGGUGGCGUUCGGCUACUGAGCUCUGCAUUCUUCUUCCACUUCGUCAUCUGUUUCUGUUUCUGUUUCUUCUUCCACUUCAUCAUCCUUCAUUCCAUGUGUUUUGCCAUCCUUUUGUCAGCCAAGAAAGAAGUUGGAAAGCUUUUACACUAGAAUGUUGUGAAUUUUCUCAUUCAUCUGUCCGUUGAUGUCAUUAAUGUUUCAGUAUCAUCUUCCAAUUAGUGUUU
Messenger RNA from Triticum dicoccoides, 2449 nucleotides. RefSeq names its product subtilisin-like protease 4. NCBI's taxonomy places the organism in Eukaryota, Viridiplantae, Streptophyta, Magnoliopsida, Poales, Poaceae. Bases 25 to 2244 code for a protein of 739 amino acids. Gene Ontology annotation, molecular function: serine-type endopeptidase activity. The transcript has a single exon. The record is from RefSeq and is a predicted model, not a curated record. Gene Ontology annotation, biological process: proteolysis.